UUUUUCGUAUCUGAUGUAUUUCCUAAUAAUUCGAUAUUCAGGUUAAAAUGUUAAUUCAUAAAAUUGUUUUUAUAUAAAGAUUUGUUGUGAAUGAUGGCUAGAAGGUAAAAGAUUUUCACAAUUACCAUUGGUUAAUUUGAAUUUUUAACGUUGGUAAAAACAUGCUGCUUGCAACUAUUAACUAAGUAAUUGGUGGAUAAGCAGUAGUAAUAUUAUGAAGAAGAAAUCUGUCCACAUCAGAUGGCAUUUCGAUUGCUGGUAAUGAAAGCUUCCUUGUGCACAAGACAAAGUAAGCUCCUGUUGGAAGAUAAAAACAAAACAGAAAAAAACUACUGGCUCUAAGGAGUUAAACAGUGUCCAACCACGAAGCAAUCCCUCACAGAAUUAUCCCCAAAACCAACUUUCUGUGGCUCUCCUUUAAUUUUUAAAGGACACCUAAAACCUUUCAAAAAAUCAAAUGAGCUCUUCACUAAGUUCAUCAUCAUAUCAACAAUAACCAAAUCUUUAACCUUACUUCAACAAUGAAUGACACAGUAGACAAGCUGGUCAUCUUUCUAGCCAAGAGAGAUGGUAUCGACAAGCUUGUCAAGACCUUCCAAUAUGUUUCCAAGCUUGUUCACUGGCAAGUGGAAACCACUCACCUAGACGUUGCAAAUAGGUUCAAGCAAUGGGAGGUUGCCUCGGGCCUCAGCAGAAAAGCCUUUAGAACUGGCAGGUUCCUCACUGGUUUCAAUGCCCUGAGAAGAAACCCUGGCUCCACUCCAACUUUCAAGCUCCUAGCUGUUCUUGCUAAUGCAGGCGAGAUGGUCUAUUUCUUUUUUGACCACUUUCUUUGGCUAUCAAGAAUUGGGACUUUGGAUGCCAAGUUGGCAAGGAGGAUGAGCUUCAUAUCUGCAUUUGGUGAGUCUUUUGGUUAUAUUUUCUUCAUUGUUUCAGAUUUCAUUAUCAUGAAAGAAGGACUGGAAGCAGAGAGGAAACUCAUUGCUUUAACCGAAGAAGAUUCAAAAGAUGCAAAAGAGAAGAUAAGAAAGAUCAGAGCUGAUAGGAUGAUGAGGAUGAUGGCAGUGGCAGCAAAUAUUGCUGAUUUGAUUAUUGCAGUGGCAGAUAUCGAGCCCAACCCAUUCUGCAACCAUGCUGUGACUCUCGGAAUCAGUGGGUUGGUCUCUGCAUGGGCCGGUUGGUACAGAAAUUGGCCUUCAUAAACAAAAUUUAAUGGGAAAAAAUGAUGAAAAAAGUCUUGUCAGAUGGAAACUCUCUUUCUAAUUAAUCCUGUUGUAAUUAGCUCGAAAAUAUUGAGGUUUUCAUGCUGGGAUAUCAAUUUUGGCAUAUGUUUGUCUUGUUCUAUACUUGGAGGAGGGAUGGUUUUACACUUUUACUACUAAAAAACUCAGUUUUUUGUUUGAAAAGGAUUAUGGUGCACCAUUGUUCCAUUGUGCCAUUGUUCAAAUAUUUAGUGAAAUAUUUGAACAAUGGCAGUCAAAUUAUUAAUUUCAGUGUUCCAUUUGAAUUCAAUCAAGCUUUGGAACCAACUAAAAUGAGCUUUUAGGAAUAGCA
This is a messenger RNA of Durio zibethinus, 1554 nucleotides long. RefSeq names its product peroxisomal membrane protein 11B-like. Gene Ontology annotation, biological process: peroxisome fission. Lineage: Eukaryota; Viridiplantae; Streptophyta; Magnoliopsida; Malvales; Malvaceae. The record is from RefSeq and is a predicted model, not a curated record. Gene Ontology annotation, cellular component: peroxisomal membrane.